Rana temporaria (common frog) is the source of this 1968-nucleotide messenger RNA. RefSeq lists its product as uncharacterized. The record is from RefSeq and is a predicted model, not a curated record. The coding region runs from base 259 to 939 and encodes 226 amino acids. The transcript has 2 exons. Lineage: Eukaryota; Metazoa; Chordata; Amphibia; Anura; Ranidae.
AAUUCCCCACCUUACCUCCCCUGCACCCAUCCUCUAACUCCCUGCCAACCUACCUCCCCUUCGAACCUGCUCCAGCCCACCUCCCCUGCACCCUACCUCCCAUCCUCUAACUCCCCAUCAACCUACCUCCUCUCCAACCUGCUCCAACCCUCUCCAUCCUGCCUUUCCUCUAAUUCUCUGCCAGCCCUCACUACCCUCCACCCUUCUCCAACCCACUCCACCCUACUUCUCCUUCCAUCACACAAGCAGGGAGAAUAAAUGAUCCUCCAUAGAGGUCCAACCAUGUGGUACUGGGAGCCACCUCUAGUAGCAUCACAGUGCACGUGGUACCGGGAGCCACCUCUAGUAGCAUCACAGUGCAUGUGGUACCGGGAGCCACCUCUAGUAGCGUCACAGUGCAUGUGGUACCGGGAGCCACCUCUAGUAGAAUCACAGUGCAUGUGGUACCGGGAGCCACCUCUAGUAGCGUCACAGUGCAUGUGGUACCGGGAGCCACCUCUAGUAGCGUCACAGUGCAUGUGGUACCGGGAGCCACCUCUAGUAGCGUCACAGUGCAUGUGGUACCGGGAGCCACCUCUAGUAGCGUCACAGUGCAUGUGGUACCGGGAGCCACCUCUAGUAGCGUCACAGUGCAUGUGGUACCGGGAGCCACCUCUAGUAGCAUCACAGUGCAUGUGGUACCGGGAGCCACCUCUAGUAGCGUCACAGUGCAUGUGGUACCGGGAGCCACCUCUAGUAGCGUCACAGUGCAUGUGGUACCGGGAGCCACCUCUAGUAGCAUCACAGUGCAUGUGGUACCGGGAGCCACCUCUAGUAGCGUCACAGUGCAUGUGGUACCGGGAGCCACCUCUAGUAGCGUCACAGUGCAUGUGGUACCGGGAGCCACCUCUAGUAGCGUCACAGUGCAUGUGGUACCGGGAGCCACCUCUAGUAGCGUAGCAUUGCAUGUGGUACCGGGAGCCACCUCUAGUAGCGUCACAGUGCAUGUGGUACCGGGAGCCACCUCUAGUAGAAUCACAGUGCAUGUGGUACCGGGAGCCACCUCUAGUAGCGUCACAGUGCAUGUGGUACCGGGAGCCACCUCUAGUAGCGUCACAGUGCAUGUGGUACCGGGAGCCACCUCUAGUAGCGUAGCAUUGCAUGUGGUACCGGGAGCCACCUCUAGUAGCGUCACAUUGCAUGUGGUAGAGCGUGUGAUCUUGGAUCAUCACUGAUUGGUGCAGAUUUCUGUAGCACUGUGCAUGGACUACCUACACCCUCCAACAGGGGCGCCAUUGGAAACCAUGGGGCCAUCUCUGUCUGGGCCCGUUCUCACUCCUCCCCCCUGCCUGCAGUCUACAGCUCUCCCUCCAUACAGACAGUGCGCCCCAGAGAGCGCCGUCACUAUGGUCCAGGUGUGUAGCCGGCGCCCCCAUCUGGAGGAGGGAGACUGCAGCAGCUCUGAUGAUUGAACUGUGAAACGUCCAAUAGGAUGCCUUACAGCAUAGAGCUUCCUGUGUGCGCUUCCCUCUGCCAGCAUCUGAUUGGACGCUGGGACAGAGGCUGCAGCUGAGGCCUGACCCCCUAUGGGCAGUCCGGCCCGCCAACUGUAAAUAUGUCCCAGGAAGUGGGUGUGUAAAACCGUCGCGUUAUUUAAGGUUUCUCUUGGAUGGCGGUCGCGGCGCCCCCGCCGGCGAGGAGGUUUGCAGUGCAUUGUGGAAUAUUUAAUAACCGUUUGGAAUUUUUAUAGCUUACGAAUGACGAGUGAAUUUGGAUUUUAAAAAUGUUUGGUUUUAAUUGACAGAUUUUAUUUUCUAUAUCCUGACAGAAUAAUCUAUAAUAUAUAUAUUUAGAAUUCAUCUAUUUUUAACUAACUCUGAACUGCCGAGAAUUUCACCAGGAUGACGGUUUUUGCCAAAUUAGAUUGUCUUUAUUUUUGAAUUUGUAUAAAAAAAUAAAAUGAAUUGUUGAAUUAAAGAAAAAACAAAA